Molecule: messenger RNA, 2823 nt
Organism: Cladocopium goreaui
Lineage: Eukaryota; Dinophyceae; Suessiales; Symbiodiniaceae
Source: the annotation of a GenBank genome assembly
AUGGCGGGCGUGGCUGCGAUAGGGCAGCAGGAUGCCUUCCUCAGAAGUACUUCUGAUGAAGCAUUGGAACGUGAGUAUGCAGAUACAUACAUCGACUCUGAGACCAAGAAUGCCUUGCCCAGUAAUGCCAUCAUACCAGUUCCCACUCCUGUUCGCCAGUCCCAGCCAACCAGAGCUCCAGGCCUUGCAGGCUUGAUUCCUCGCAGGCUCGACUUGUCGCCUGCAAACCGACCGGGGAGGGAACCGCUCCAGCUUGAAAGUAGUGAUGGGGAAAGUCCACAUGAAGAUGAUGAUGAUGUAGAGUCUGAUGCAGCUUAUUACGGUGGCCCCCCCCAAAAGAUUACUGUGGAGAUCCCGUCUAUCACAGACACCGCGGCCAAGAAACCACGUGCUGGUGAGUUGAAGUUGGGUCCCAACGCUAUCAAGUCAAGAAUGUGCCGUGUCUUCACACCUACUUUGAAAGGAACGUUGAAAGUAUCGCAACAGAUCAUGGAUGAGUGGAAUUCCGGCCCCAAGACCAAAAAACGUCAGCAGCUGGAACAAAUCUUUGAAACGUUCAUUCAGGAAGUGGAGGUGAUUCGGUCUGAGAUGGAAGAAUCUGAAGUGACGAUUGAAGGGGAGUACAUCUCCAGGGAAGAUAUGUUGAAUGAUUGGGGGUGGUCUGAGAAGCGAGUGUCUGCAGUGAUUCGCUUCUGCCGGACCAAUCCCGCCAAGUACAUGAGGCGUGACCAAUACGAGAAGAAGACCCUGUAUUGGGCCGAAAAAACCGUGAAAGGCACAAUCAAGAAGAAGAGCUGCGUGGCCAUGAACCGCAGAAUGUCCUGGUUGGAACGGGGCGCCAGUGGGUCGAUGGCGCCGGCUGAGACAUGCUUGUCCAAGAGGAUCACCAAGCUUCAGCAAGGCUUGGAAAGGUACACCGAAUCAGAUGCCCUAUCCGAGCUCCAAAAAAGGAUGAAAACGAAGAUUGAAGAAACGAUUUCAGCGCUGGAGAAGAUACAUGGUGAUAUCGAAACUUGCUUUACCAAUGGCGUGGUGGAUGGUCUGAACAGGGCCACUGGUUCCGUCUUUGAUAUCUUUUCAAUGUGCGUCCUACUGCCCAGGGCCAUGGAAGCCGUAAACUUGGAAGGUCGAAUGAGGUCGCUGUACCCCAAGAAGGAAGCUGAGCAGCGCCCCCGUCCCAAGAGGAGCUAUCGGAUGAUGAGGAACCACCUCGCAGUCCCAGCAACUGCUAUCGAUGGCAUGGCCCGGCGGGCUGCCAUGGAAGCUCAGGGCGGCCUUAGAGAUUCACCGGCUGAAGUUCCCAGUUCUGGGAAAAAUGCAUCAAGAGCAGUCCAUCGCAUGAUACACCGCCUGGGUUUCAACUGGAGGAUUCCUGUUUCGGAGAUGGUUUACACGUUUGGGACACAAGAGCUGCGCCUUCCCUACCUGUCGCCUUUGAAGAGCUACAAAUUUUUGAUUUCCAACUACCCUGAGCUUGUCUUUGGAGGGUUUAGCCAGGACAAAGACAUUCAAAGACUACUCAAAAGCUUCUGGGCAGAAUACAGAAAUGUGCAUCCUGGCCAUGUGGUUUUUCAAGAUCAACCUGAUGGCAAUGAUGCCUUAUCACUUACAGUUCCGUUGAUCUUUUAUGGAGAUGAAGGCAGGGGCCGACGUCGAGGAAAUACUGCACUGAUGACAUUAGAGACAAUUUUCGGGCUGUCCACUGCUGAAAAUGUGAGGAAGGGGAAUCAUUGCUUCAAGUGCGCUUGUUGUCCUGACGACCGCUUGCUGCAGCGCUAUCCAUGUGGGGAAGAUCAUCCAGCAAACCCGCAUUAUGCAGCGCAUGCCAGCCACAACUUCAAGGAGCAUGUUUUCCUAAGCAGAGUUCCAAUGUUUUUGCUGCCGUGUGCCCUUUACAAAGAGCAUCCAGACCUCCUUUGCUUCAUGGUUCGAAAAAUUACAAUGGAGCUACGCAGCCUCUACUAUGAAGGGCUUACCAUCCGUGGCAAGACCUGGACUAUAGCCCUUCUAGGGAUGAAAGGGGAUGCCAAGUGGCUAGCAGAAAUGGGGUCUCUAACCCGCUUCUAUGGCAAGAAGGGUCGCAAGCGAAGUUUAGCCAUGUGCCACGAGUGUUAUGCGGGUUUAGAGCGGUAUCCUUAUGAGGAUGUUAGCUCAAUUCCGCGCUGGACUGAAACCCUUUACAGAAGCAGACCUUGGCAUCAGGAUUUUCAACCUUGUUUCAUUCAGCUUCCUUUUGAUCGCCUACAGCCUGAGCGGUUUCUACGGCGUGAUUUGAUGCACAUCACAAAGUUGGGGCUUUAUCGUCACCACAUCGGUUCUACUAUUGCGACUCUGGUCAAGUGGAACUUUUUUAGAUGGCCUGACCGAGGGAUCAAGAACGAUAUCCCUACUCAGCUUGAGCGUGCCUACGGACAGUUUCGACUGUGGUGCACGACGUUCCAAAAAACAGCGGCCCUGCGAAGUUUCAGCCGGGCACUUCUAAAUUGGAAGUCUGCAAGCACUUACCCAUGGGCAAACGUGAAAGCUUCUGAUGCGGUGCUUCUCAACCAGUGGAUUCAAGAGGCCUUGCUACCAGCAGCUAUCCGUGAAUCUACAGAUCCAAAACAACAAAGCAUGCUGUUGGUCAUGAAAGGGAUUAGUGAGUCCAUGUCACGAUUUUCCCAGCUACUGUUUCAUCACCAACUCUUGGCGCAUCGCCGAUGUUGUGUUGCUAUGUUGGGGGAAGGAAAGCAAAUCCUCAAUGGCUACGCUUGGCUGGCUCAUGAGAUCAAUCCUCUUUGUGGGUGGGCAAUGGAUCGGGCACUGCUGCUGGCGAACUGGUAG